AUGGAGCAUCAACAAGACCCCCCAGAUGAUGCUUCCUCGACAACCCUACCUCAACACAGGAACAAGCCCCGUUCAUACAUCGACACCUCUGGCAAAUUCUACGAAACCAUUCCUCCAGGCUUGAAACCUGCCGCCACCGUACCUGCAUGGACUUCCGUCUACAGAGAUGAGUCCGGCAGGACUCAGACAUUUGAACGCCAACAAUUAACGUAUAUCGAGAGAGCCCCUGCAGACACUGCUCAUCGUACAGGAGAUCUGGUUGGGUCGACUUACGCGGAGAUAUUCACAAUCAUUUUACCACCAAAUAGCCCUGCUUCGACUGAUACUACUACCAGCAAGUCCACAAAAAGCACAGUUGUACCUUCAAUAAGCAUCCUACCGCAUAGCCCUUGGUGGACUCAGAUUGAUGGUACCGCUACUACCAGCGAGUCUGGAGAGAGCUCCAGUAUCACGCAGACAAGCCAAAGCUCUGCUUCGACUUCAAGUAUCAGAUCGGUUCAAAGUACUACUUUGAGCCAAAACACCGAAAGCCCUGACGCUACAACCAUCAGCGCCUCAAGUCACAAUGACCCCUCCAGCAGUAGCUCAGAUACGACAAGCAGUAGCUGGUCUGACACAACAAGCUCGGCGGAGUGGUCAUGGCCAACCGAGUCAAGUAUUCCAGAGCCAUCUACGUCAAAUGCCGAGUGGGCAGGUGUCAUAGUCGGUGCUGUCUUUGCAUUCAUGAUCAUCAUCCUGAUUUUGAUAGCUUUUGUUGUUCGUGGCAGGAGAAAUGCAUCUUCUAGAGAAAACCAGAAUAACAUCAACAUCAGGCUUGACAAUGGACCUUUCGACCACCAUCACGGACCAUAUAACUGUCCGCUUGCGGAAACUAAUCCGGGGUGUGUACCUCAGGGAUGGGAUGAUGUAAGACAAUGA
Fusarium coffeatum is the source of this 918-nucleotide messenger RNA. RefSeq lists its product as uncharacterized. NCBI's taxonomy places the organism in Eukaryota, Fungi, Ascomycota, Sordariomycetes, Hypocreales, Nectriaceae. Bases 1 to 918 code for a protein of 305 amino acids. The transcript has a single exon. The record is from RefSeq and is a predicted model, not a curated record.